Molecule: messenger RNA, 2292 nt
Organism: Bufo bufo (common toad)
Lineage: Eukaryota; Metazoa; Chordata; Amphibia; Anura; Bufonidae
Product: gastrula zinc finger protein XlCGF57.1-like
Exons: 8
Coding region: 247-2163 (638 amino acids)
Biological process (GO): regulation of transcription by RNA polymerase II; central nervous system development
Cellular component (GO): nucleus
Molecular function (GO): RNA polymerase II cis-regulatory region sequence-specific DNA binding; DNA-binding transcription factor activity, RNA polymerase II-specific
Source: RefSeq, a predicted model, not a curated record
GUUUGAAACACAUGAUACUUCUUGCAGCCAGCUACUUGUGUUGCAGCCCAUUUUGGAUCAGGACUCUUCUCCUGUUAGUAAAUAGACCUUGGAGCUCUAGUACAUUUGGAGGACUGGUGGUGGAGAACUGAGAACCUAUCGGUGGGAGAAUCAUCUCCAAUAUGGAUAAUAAGGACAUUGGACCCUGAGGGUGAUAAGUGAUCCAGGAAGGAGGACUCCCACACAUAAAGUUUUCUUUGGAAGACAAUGGUCCUUCUCAUUAAUGACCCACCAAGUAUGGACCAGCACAGAAACCACAUGGCUACGAGGAUAUUAGACCUCACCCUAGAGAUCAUCUACCUGAUAACUGGAGAGGAUUACACAGUAGUGAAGAAGUCGUCUGGUGAGUGUGUGACACCCCAUGUGUCAGGAGAAUGGAGCAGGACCCCGGGAGCCAUCACCGAGCCUCCACCUCAUUCACUGAUACAUGAGCAGAAGAUCCUAGAACUUACCAACAGGAUCACUGAGCUGCUGACCGGAGAGGUUCCUAUAAGGUGUCACGAUGUCACUGUCUAUUUCUCCAUGGAGGAGUGGGAGUAUUUAGAAGGACACAAAGAUCUGUACAAGGACGUCGUGAUAAAGGAUCACCAGCCCCUCAUAUCAUUGGAUGAGUCCAGUAAGAAAAAUCUACCACAGAGAUGUCCCAGUCCUCUCUAUUCCCAGGACUGUCCUGAGGAAAACCAGAAUGUCCCUUUGGAUCAUCAGGAACAUUAUGGUGGAAUAGCCAGUGGACCUGAGAACCCUGUGAAUGGUGAAGAAUGUACGAGAGGCUCCGACUCACAUCUGCUGUUAUCUCCCUCUUAUAAUAUAGAAGAUAAUCAAUCACGGCUUGGUACAAAUAGAACUGUACAUAGACUGGGUAAAAUUUAUACAUGUUCUAAAUGCGGAAAGCAAUUUAAAACGAAACGUAACCUUUCCAUACAUGAAAGAAUUCACAGGCCAUUUAAAUGUUCAGAAUGCGGAAAAUGUUUUACUCAGAAAUCAAGUCUCGUGACACAUCAGAGAAUUCACACAGGAGAGAAGCCUUUUCCAUGUUCAGAAUGUGGGAAAUGUUUUAACCUUAACUCAGAGCUUGUGAGACAUCAAAGGGUUCACACAGGAGAGAAGCCAUAUUUAUGCUCAGAAUGUGGGAAAUGUUUUAGCCAGAGAUAUAAUCUUGUGAAACAUUUAAGAACUCACACUGGCGAGAAGCCAAAUUCAUGUUUAGAAUGUGGGAAAUGUUUUAUCCUUAACUCAGAGCUUGUGAUCCAUCAGAGAACUCACACAGGGGAGAAGCCAUUUUCAUGCUCAGAAUGUGGGAAAUGUUUUAGCCAGAAAUAUAGUCUUGUGGGACAUCUGAGAACUCACACAGGAGUUAAGCCUUAUUCCUGUUUAGAAUGUAGGAAACGUUUUAGUAAAAAGAAAAAUCUGGUUGUUCAUCUGCGAACUCACACAGGGAAGAAGCUGCAUUCAUGUUCAGAUUGUGGGAAAUGUUUUAACCAUGAAUCAGAUCUCGUGAAACAUCGACAAACUCACACAGGAGAAAAGCCAAAUUUGUGUUCAGAAUGUGGCAAAUGUUUUAACCAGGAAUCUGACCUCCUGAAACAUCUAAAAACUCACACAGGAGAAAAGCCAUACUCAUGUACAGUAUGUGGGAAAUGUUUUCGUCAGAGAACAAAUCUUGCGGCACAUCUGAGGACCCACACAGGAGAGAAGCCGUUUUCGUGUUUAGAAUGUGGAAAAUGUUUUAGGCAGAGAUAUAGUCUUGAUGGACAUCAGAGAACUCACACAGGAGAGAUGCCAUUUUCAUGUUCUGAAUGUGGGAAAUUUUUCAGUCACAAAUCAAGUCUUGCAAAACAUCUAAGAAUUCACACAGGAAUGAAGCCAUUUUCAUGUCCUGAAUGUGGGAAGUGCUUUAGUCACAAAUCAGGUCUUGUGAAACAUCUGAGAACUCACACAGGGAUGAAGCCAUUUUCAUGUACAAUAUGUGGGAAAUGCUUUAGCCAAAAAUCAGGCCUUGUGUCACAUCAGAGAAGUCACACAGGUGAGAAACCAUUUUCAUGUACACUAUGUGGGAAAUGUUUCAGCCAGAAAUCAGGUCUGGUGGCGCAUCAGAAAACUCACACAGUUGAGAUGCCGCUGUAACGUUCUGAUUGUAUGAAAUGAGACAGGUGUGAAGCUCCAGUUUAAGGCCUCCUGCACGCAAACGUGUGCGCCCCAUGGCCGUGCUGCAGGCCGCAAUGCAUGAACACCGACCGUGGGGCAGCCGCAGUG